Messenger RNA from Durotheca rogersii, 2329 nucleotides. RefSeq lists its product as uncharacterized. Gene Ontology annotation, molecular function: polyamine oxidase activity; L-amino-acid oxidase activity. The transcript has a single exon. Gene Ontology annotation, biological process: amino acid catabolic process. NCBI's taxonomy places the organism in Eukaryota, Fungi, Ascomycota, Sordariomycetes, Xylariales, Xylariaceae. The coding region runs from base 151 to 1971 and encodes 606 amino acids. The record is from RefSeq and is a predicted model, not a curated record.
AACGGGCAGCAGACUCAGAGAUGGUAAAGUAGAUAACUUCAGCAUGGCGGUGAUGAGGCGAGUAGUAUAAGUUAAAGGGCAGGCCAGGGCAUCAACUGGUAUUCCCCCAGCAUACGAUAUUCUUCCUUGACCAGCUGUUACCGUGACGAAAUGAGCGCCGGGGCCGCCAUUCCUGACUUCAAGAGCCGCUGGGCCAAACGGCUUGUCCGUGAGAAGCUCGCUGCUGAACUCAACACCCUCUUGUCGCGGGAUAGAGCACUACCAUACCCCUCCUUUGGCUCCAGACCAUUCACUCAUGACCAUCUACCACAUGAUCGGAAUUAUGUGGGAGACACUCCUCGAGAAGACCUGCCUUCGCGCAAGGUCUGCAUUGUCGGUGCUGGGGUCGCAGGACUAUAUAUCGCGAUGAUUCUGGAAGACCUAGAGAUCCCAAACCUCACAUACGAAAUCGUCGAAGCAGGCUCUAGGGUCGGCGGCCGGGUGUACACUCACCAUUUUAGCGAAGAGCCUCACGACUACUACGACGUCGGCGCCAUGCGAUAUCCCAAUAUACGUAUUAUGCACCGCACCUUCGACCUCUUUAAGCGCACCGGAAUGCCGUUGAUUCCUUAUUACAUGGACGGCGGGCCGGCUUGUCCCAAGUUGUUUAAUGACCGCCUCUUCACGCCGAAUACAUGGGACCCGUACCACGUUAGUUGUCAAAACGGUGGCUCCGUACCCGACGAUGUUGUCGAUAGUGUAGCUGAAAAGUUAGAAGAGGCUUUCGGUCCAUAUAAGAAAGCGCUUGCCGCCGACUUUGAGCUUGGAUUCAUCAAACUCAUGGCCGUCGAUGACUUCAGCACCAGGGAAUUCCUCAAACGAGGCGGGCCCGACGGAGAGCAGCGGCAUUACGACUUCUUCUCUAUUCAAUGGAUGGAGACCCAGGAUACCUCGACAAACCUAUUCGAUCAAGCCUUCUCUGAGAGCGUCAUAGACUCGUUUGACUUUGACAACCCCGAGGGAGACGUCGAAUGGUUUUGCAUCGAGGGAGGCACCUCACUUCUCACAGACGCGAUGGCGCGCGGGCUCAGCAACGGUAUACAGACAGGCAAGCGGGUUGAGGAAAUUUCCAUCAACCGCAACUCGGACGAAGAGGGCAACAUGCUGAUCAAGUGCGCCGGCGAGGCGGCACCGCGCGGGGGAUACUGCACCGUCUUCAACACCACCUCGCUCGGAUGUUUGGGGCGCAUGGACCUGCGCAGCCUCGAACUGCACCCGUCUCAGAAGGACGCGAUCCGCAGCCUGCAUUACGACGACUCGGUCAAGGUGGCCCUCAAGUUUAGCUAUCCGUGGUGGAUCGUCGACUGCGGCAUCACGCAGGGAGGCGUAGCCUCGACCGACCUGCCCCUGCGCACCUGCGUCUACCCCUCGUAUAACCUCCACGACGGCGCCGAUAAGCCCGCCGUGCUACUCGCUUCGUACACGUGGUCGCAAGACGCGUCCCGCCUUGGCUCGCUCGUCAACGGGUCGCAGCAGCCCCCAGGCGAGGACGAGCUGGUCGAGCUUGUGCUACGGAACCUGGCCCGACUACAUGCGCAGCACACAACGUACGAUAAGAUCAAGGCGGCGUAUAUAGGUAUGCAGCACGCGUACUCGUGGACGCACGACCCGCGAACGGCAGGUGCAUUUGCGCUCUUCGGCCCGGGCCAGUUUAGCAACUUGUAUCCGUACCUGACGCGGCCGGCCGCUGACAGCAAGUUCCACAUUGUCGGUGAGGCGUCGAGCGCCCAUCACGCGUGGAUCGUCGGCUCCCUCGACAGCGCGUACGCUGCUGUCUACCGCUUCCUAUACCGCUUCAAGCUAUGGGAGUAUAUUGGCCUAUUAAAGCAGCGAUGGGGCAGCGUCGACGAGUUAGAAACGGGUGAGUAUGGAACGGCACAUCUACAGGUCAUGCUAGGACAGCUUCGCAAAGAAUACCACGUGAGGGUCUGAGAACGCUUUACCUAUGCAGAUGUAAUACCGAAACUAAGGCCUCCGGAACUCGGGGUCAAGGGGGUGAUUUGUGACAGACCUAAUUUGACGCAUACUAGGCUUUGUUGACUUGCCUUCUUUUUACCUCUUGUCCUGAACACCCCGGGUUUCGGUCGCAGACAUAGUCUUCGUGAAGGAUGGAAGCGGUAUAACGAGAAUAACCUCGCUUUGAGAAGGGGCUAGUUCGAAUAUAACGUGUCCAUCAUUCUAAAUGAUCCAUUGUAUGGAUAGUCAGAACAUUUCCAACCACCAAGAUAUUAACAAGCAGAGCUAACCCAGUUGGUAAAGUCAAAUACAACCCGUUCAGGAGAUUUGCAAC